AUGUCUUCAAAAAUAUUGGAAGACAUCUUCCAAAUUUCAACAAACCCACAGAAUAUCCCGAAGGGUUACUAUUUGGUAAAUUUUGCAGAACAGGGAAAUGCUCAAACUUUAGAUAUUAAUAAUACUGAUUCUGCUCUUAUAUAUCAAUUAACAGAAAAUGAGUCCUUGGAACAGCCUUUCAGUUAUUUGAAUGAAUGUUUUUUACGCUGUCAAAGGCAAAAAAGGUUAAAUAAAAAUAAUUCUGAACUGGAUGUAGUGUUCAAAGAAAUUGAUAGACUUGUUAUCGGAUAUGGUUUAGUCGCAUUCCAAAUCCAGGAGUUUGCAUUAAAUGGUAAUAUAACUACUUAUAUUGCUCACAUCCUUCACCGAUUCGACUCCUAUUCCGAUUUUUUAUCGCAGAUCAUCCAAAGGGCAAUAAUCGAGGAUUCGCUAGCUGAUUUAUUAAAUAGCUUUUUCCCAAAUAUACUACAAUAUAUUCACAGACCAAAUGCCUUGUUUGAUCUAAAUGAUUCUGUUAAUUACAAUAACACCCUAUCUGUAUUUGAAUUAUUUGUUAAUUUUAAGCAAGUUGCAAGCAUUUUUACCACAAUAGAUGGAUUUCUCCCUCACCAUGAACUGUUAGCCAACGAAUACGAAAAGAAAACAAUUUUGGGUCCAAUUUUGACUCUUUCUCCUCUGAAUAUCAAUGUGGCUUUAAAAAACUAUGGGGAGGUGCUUGAACGUUCCACGACCCAUACAAACAUGAUUCACGAAUCUUUGCAAGCGGAGCAUAAAGUAGUUCUCGAUAGACUCUUCUUUAUCUGUGAUAAAAUUAUUAGAGGCUCUGUGGAAUCACGUACUGAUAUGGUAUCGUACUGGGGACAAAUUGUGAAUAAAAAUCAUUUGAGGAGAGCAGAUCAUGCUGCUCAGAACAAGUUAGCAUCCAAUGCAUUUAUGUCCAAUAUCACUUUAAUUUUAACCAAAUUUUCUCAGCCGUUCUUGGAUGUAUCUUUUAAUAAGAUUGACAAGAUUGAUGUAAAUUUUUUCAAUACCUUAAAUCUAUUCAUUGAUCUUUCGAAUGAGACUCGUCUAAAUUCCGAUUUUAAGGAAGCCGACAAAUUCUAUGAUGACCACAGAAAUGAUGUUAAACCAAAUUUUAUAUCUGAUUGCUUCUUUUUAACUUUGACUUACUUGCAUUACGGUAUUGGUGGUACAUUGCUAUACGAUGAGAAGAUCACCCCUCAAAUAAAGAGAAUAAAAGAGGAAAUUGAAAAAGUGAAAACAUUUGCUGCCUCUAAUUCCCUUCUUUCCAGUUUUGUUGAUGCAAAACUAAAACAACUUGAAAAGACACUAUCAUAUACAAAGGCAUUAAAAGAUGCUCUUAAAGGCUUCUUUUCGAACAAGUCCUUGCAAUUAGAAGUCUUCGACUUCAUAUGUGGUGCAUCGACAUUUUUACUAAGGGUGAUCGAUCCUAAUCAUGAUUUCCCUUUCAAGACAAUCGAACUACCACUUAUCCCAGAUCAAGUGGGUGUUGAAAAUGUGGAUAAUGCCGAUUAUUUGAGAAUACAUGCGCCUGUACCAUUUAAAUAUUAUCCCGAAUUUGUUGUGGAAGGUCCAAUUAACUACUCGUUAUACAUAUCACAUUAUGGUAAUUCUCCAAUAUUUAGAAAUCCUAGAUUACAAUCUUUCGUAGAAUUAGGAACUACAAUUCUACGUUGUCCCGAAUUAGUAUCUAACCCUCACUUAAAAGGUAAACUAGUUCAAUUAUUUAGCGUGGGUUCUAUGCCACUGACUGAUAACUCACCAGGUUUUAUGAUGAAUAUUUUCGAAGAAAACAGCCUGGUGAACAAAAACCUUUUGUAUGCACUACUUGAUUUCUAUGUUAUUGUGGAAAAGACAGGUUCCUCUUCUCAAUUUUACGAUAAAUUUAAUAGUAGAUAUAGUAUAUCUAUUAUUUUAGAGGAAAUGUAUAACAAGAUCCCAAGCUAUAAGAAUCAACUAAUAUGGCAAUCUCAAAAUAAUCCAGAUUUCUUUAUCAGAUUUAUUGCACGUAUGUUAAAUGAUUUAACAUUUUUGCUAGAUGAAGGUCUAAGUAAUUUAUCCGAAGUACACACACUUGGUAAUCAAUUGAAUGACCCUAAUUCUAUAAAUCAACCAGAGGAUGCCACAGAUGAAUCUGCAAAUGAUAUGCAAUCAAGAUAUCAAGCAGCCCAAAGACAGGCUAAAUCCUCCUGUGGGUUAGCUGCAAAAUCGAUGACAUUGUUUGAAUUAUAUACUAAGGAUAUUUCGCAGUGUUUUGUCACGGCUGAAGUUGUAGAUAGACUUGCCAGUAUGUUAAACUAUAAUUUGGAAUCCCUUGUUGGGCCCAAAUGUGGUAAUCUAAGGGUUAAAGAUCCCGAACAAUAUUCGUUUAAUCCAAAGGAGCUAUUAAAAGCGUUAUGUUCCGUUUAUAUCAAUUUAGCUAAUGAAGAUAAUUUUAUAAAGGCUGUUGCAAGGGAUAGUAGAUCCUUUAAUGUUGAUUUUUUCAAGAGAGCUAUUGAUAUUUUAGGUAGAAGGACAGGCCUUGUAUCCGAUGAGUUUUGUACUAAACUCUUUGAAUUUGUGGACAAGGCAGAAAAGACAAGAAAAGAAGAGGAGGAAGAGGAUAUGGAGUAUGAGGAUGCGCCUGAUGAAUUCUUAGAUCCGUUAAUGUAUACUAUAAUGAAGGAUCCAGUGACCUUACCUACCUCCAAGGUUAAUAUUGAUAGGAGUACUAUCAAGGCACAUUUAUUAAGUGAUUCAACAGAUCCUUUCAAUAGAAGUCCAUUACGUUUAGAACAAGUCAUUCCUAAUGAAGAAUUAAAACAACUUAUUACAGAAUGGAAGGCAAGUAAAAAAUCCCAAAAAUAA
Molecule: messenger RNA, 2868 nt
Organism: Maudiozyma barnettii
Lineage: Eukaryota; Fungi; Ascomycota; Saccharomycetes; Saccharomycetales; Saccharomycetaceae
Gene: UFD2
Product: ubiquitin-ubiquitin ligase UFD2
Exons: 1
Coding region: 1-2868 (955 amino acids)
Biological process (GO): protein polyubiquitination
Cellular component (GO): ubiquitin ligase complex; cytoplasm; nucleus
Molecular function (GO): ubiquitin-ubiquitin ligase activity
Source: RefSeq, a predicted model, not a curated record